Messenger RNA from Salvelinus sp. IW2-2015, 1179 nucleotides. NCBI's taxonomy places the organism in Eukaryota, Metazoa, Chordata, Actinopteri, Salmoniformes, Salmonidae. The record is from RefSeq and is a predicted model, not a curated record.
UAGACAUGGAGGAUGGGAAGCCUGAUCUGCUGCUGAUCAAAGAGGAGACAAUAGAGGACAGACCAGAGAGCAUUGACCUGCUGAGUGCACUAAAGAUUGGGGAGCAAGGUGGUUGGCUGGAGGCUAACAGAGGAGACUGGACAACAAUUUUGGAUACCCAGACCGGUGAAGCCAAGAGCCCAGGGGACAAUAUCACUGAGCGGGGCAGGACCAGAAGCGACAUAGUGGAGGUCAGUGGAUGGGACAGCAUCCUCAACUCUGGGCUGGGGGACAACACUGUUAACCAGAAACUGACAGUCGAACACAGAACAACAACCGAACUUAGUCUCCAUGACAACAGGGCGAGGUGUAGAUUUGGUCCACGGGGACUGGGAGGUAUCCAUAUGCGGCAGGAGAGAACAGAAACAAACUCUGCUAACGAUGCUCCGUCCUGCUCCUAUAGUUGUGAUUCAGAGAGACUGAUGGCGCCUCAGGUUAACCCCCUAACAGGUGCUGCCUUCAUAAACCAGACCUCAGACAAAGCCAGUGCUUCAACACUAAAUGGCUACACAAGCCCAUUGCCAAAUGACAGUAGUAGUGAUGCUAUCAGUAGAUCCGGUGGCAAAGAGAAGCGCUUUCCGUGUUCAUUCUGUGGGAAAGCCUUCAGUUUCUGCAAACAGGUGAUCCACCAGAGGGUGCAUACGGGGGAGAAACCAUUCGGCUGCCACCUGUGCCAGGCCAGUUUUUCACAAUCGUCCAGCCUGAACAGGCACCAGAGAGUCCACACGGGGGAGAAAUCCUACAGCUGCCCCCAGUGUGAGAAGAAGUUCUCCCGCCAGCACCAGCUGAAGAUGCACCUCAAGGUCCACACGGGAGAAAGGCCAUUCGCCUGUACUCACUGCGGGAAGAGGUUCUCGGAGAGGAGAUACCUCAAGAUGCACCAGCAGAAAAAACAUUCCACUAUAACAUAGAAAGUAACCAUUCCACUCGAUUCUGACGUUUAUAUCAAACCCUGCAUUAAAGGUAGAUGCAGCAAGAUGGCAUCCAGUAAACAGCAGUUGUGGGUCAAUCGUUGAAGUGCAAGGCCCAUACAUUGUGUGAUAUAUAUAAGGCAUGUAGUACAAUAUUGUGUUACAGCCUGAAUUUAAAAUGUAUUUCAUAUAUAUUUUUUGUCACUCGCCUACACAAUACCCCGUAAUG